ACGUUACAUCACGUGACGUCACUAUUGUGACCAAUCAGGAGUAGCUACUACCUCUAUCAGGAAGUGAAGAGGCCCAGUGUCCGAAGACGAACAACAGCUAACAGUCAUGUCAUUAACAACAUUGGCAUGUAAACACAGACUCAGAUCCAUCUGCAGACUGCAUCGAAUUCAAGGACACAUGAUGUCCAGUCGAGUGGAGCCCGAGGUUCUCCUCGAGAAGGUGGGCCGGGCCGGUGUGAUCACAAUGAACAGGCCCAAAGUGCUAAAUGCCCUCAACUUCACCAUGAUCAGAGCCAUCUACCCCCAGCUCAAGAAAUGGGAGAGUGACAGCGACACGGACCUUGUGAUCAUCAAAGGAGCAGGCGGGAAAGCAUUUUGCGCCGGUGGAGACAUCAGAGCAAUUACUGAAGCGGGGAAAGUUGGCGAUCCCCUUGCGAAGGUCUUUUUCCGUGAGGAAUACAUUCUGAACAAUGCUAUAGGAACAUGCAGGAAACCAUUUAUUGCCUUCAUCGACGGAAUAACAAUGGGAGGGGGAGUUGGUCUGUCUGUUCACGGACGUUUUCGUGUGGCCACCGAAAGAACGAUGUUCGCCAUGCCCGAGACCGCUAUUGGUCUGUUCCCCGAUGUGGGCGGUGGCUAUUUCCUCCCGAGGCUUCAGGGAAAGUUGGGACUGUUUCUGGCUCUGACGGGCUUCCGCCUCAGAGGCCGUGACGUGCACAGAGCUGGAAUUGCCACUCACUUUGUUGAGUCCAAGAAGAUGCUGGACCUGGAGAAGGAACUGGUGGACUUGAGUUCUCCCUCUGCAGAGAAUAUCUCCAGCGUGUUAGACUCCUUCCAGAACGAGAGCAGCCUCGAUCGUGACAAGCCUUUUGUCCUGGAGAAGCAUAUGUCUGAUAUUGACAGGUUGUUCAGCUCAAAUAGUAUGGAAGGUAUCAUGCAGAACCUGAAGGCAGACGGAUCAGAUUUUGCUAAGAAACAAGUGGAGACAUUGUCCAAGAUGUCUCCCACGUCCUUGAAACUAACCUACAAACAGCUGCAGCUCGGCGCCACUCUCAACCUGCAGGACGUGUUGGUGAUGGAGUAUCGCUUGAGUCAGGCCUGUAUGCGGGGCUAUGACUUCUACGAGGGCGUAAGAGCGGUUCUGGUUGACAAGGACCAGAGUCCCAAAUGGAAGCCGCCCACCCUGGAGGAGGUUACCGAUCCGAGUGUCGAUCAGUGCUUCUCCUCGCUUGGAGACCUGGAUCUGUCUUUGUGAUGUCAGCUGACAAUUUCAAAUAUGCACCAUAGUGAGCAAUGAACUUUUGUAUCAGGUAAUCAAGAACUGACUCCUGUGAACCAUGUUGAUAAGACAACAAAACUAUGACAAACGGACUUUUUGUUUUUAGACAAUGGUCUUUGGCAUGCCAGCCCACCCAUCGAGUGUGAAAUUAAACAAGCAAGCUCAUCUUUUAUCUACUUAUUUUUGAAAAUGUGUGAGUGAGCCUUUCAGAAUUUUGUUAAGUUGCGACGUCCUGAUUCAACGUACAAUAGUGACAUAAUAACGACAUUUCUCCACCGAAGACUUGGUGGGUAAGGUAAGAUGGAUUGUGAAUGUUGAUUACAAGCAGAACUUUCUUCCCGAAAACUGCUCUGGCAAGCCACUCCAGUGCCUUCUUCCCUUUUCUGUGGCUGAUGCGCUAGCCCUCAAGUGUCGUGCGGCAGCCUCUUGCUCGUAUGUCCUUAUAUGGACAACGUGUCUCCAGUGAUGAAGUGGCGUCGGCGCUUUGUGAUCUCAUCAACUAAACAAACUACAGUACAGCUUCAUCUAGCGGUGCUUUUUUUCCCUCGGGGUGUUCACACACUGCCAGCGGAUUGUGUGUGAGAAUGCUAUUUGAUUUAAUAUUAUUAUUGUUAAAGUCACUUUUGUCUCCUUGUUAUGGGCCCCGUUCAAUUUGACCCACUUUAAUAAUAUAUUUUUUUGUAAGUAUAAUCAACUUAUACAAUGUAAAUGGUUCAUUUCACAGCUCAGUUACUGGUAAUAAUGACAUAUGGAGUAAACAAUGUUUACUGGGAUUUGUUUUAGUUUCUGACACUUUUGGAUAAUCAAACGUUACUAUUCCGUAAAGCGAAUGUAACUGGAGGAGUUCAGGUACACCCUGAACCGGUCGCCAGCCAAUCGCAGGGCACACAGAAACAAAAAAAAACAUUUGCACUCACAUUCACACCUACGGGCAAGUUAGAGUCUUCAAUCAAGCCACCAUGCAUGUUUUUGGGAUGUGGGAGGAAACCGGAGUACCAGGAGAAAACGCACGCAGGCACGGGGAGAACAUGCAAACACCACACAGGCGGGGCCGGAUUUCAGCCUGAGUCCUCAGAACUAUGAGGCAGACCCUCUAACCAGUCCUCCACCGUGCCGCCCAUUGUAAAACAUAAUAGUGUUAAAUAAACAUAGCAGUCAUGCCUGUUUCUUUCAUGUUU
Molecule: messenger RNA, 2457 nt
Organism: Phycodurus eques (leafy seadragon)
Lineage: Eukaryota; Metazoa; Chordata; Actinopteri; Syngnathiformes; Syngnathidae
Gene: hibch
Product: 3-hydroxyisobutyryl-CoA hydrolase
Exons: 14
Coding region: 107-1255 (382 amino acids)
Biological process (GO): L-valine catabolic process
Cellular component (GO): mitochondrion
Molecular function (GO): 3-hydroxyisobutyryl-CoA hydrolase activity
Source: RefSeq, a predicted model, not a curated record